This is a messenger RNA of Aplysia californica (California sea hare), 4072 nucleotides long. RefSeq names its product kazrin. The record is from RefSeq and is a predicted model, not a curated record. Gene Ontology annotation, molecular function: protein binding. Lineage: Eukaryota; Metazoa; Mollusca; Gastropoda; Aplysiida; Aplysiidae.
GCAGCAAAUCAGGAGGUGAAUAUGCUAAGAGCUGAACUGGCUUCUACAAAUAAAAGAUUGAGUCAAAUAAGCCUUCAAGACGACAUGGGCAAAAUUGACGCUUGCACACAAGUUGACAAAAAACUUCUUAAAGAUUCACCAGGAGAAAAGUCAGAUUCAGACAAAGAAGACAUGGAGGCGACUGUUCAGACUUUGGCCAGUGCAAAUGAGCAGCUUGUGGAAGAUUAUAAACAUUUACUUGAAACACACGAUAUUCUAAAGUGUGCGCAUGAAGAGUUAAAGAAUGGGCACGAAAGCAUGAAGACAGAGAACUCAAGACUGGAGACUCAGCUCCGCACUCUCCGCAAGGACCUGGAUGACCUGCGGCAAGUCAAGGUGGAAGGUGCGGCUGCAGAAAAAAAGCCCAGCUAUGGGGAAUUGAAACUGGAGCUGAUUCAAACAAGACAGGAGUUGAACAGAGCCAAGGAAGUCUUACAAGGGAUGAAAAGUGACCGGAAGAGGCUGAAAGGCGAAAAGCUUGAUCUGCUGAGCCAGAUGAAGCAGCUGUACACAACUCUUGAGGAGAAGGAGACAGAGCUGAGGGAUUUCAUCAGGAACUACGAACAGAGAGUAAAAGAGAGCGAUGAUAUGAUCAAACAGGCCAUGUCUGCUUUGUCUCUCCAGCUGGCCAAGGAGAAGGAGACCCUGGAGCAUGAGAAAUGGGACAUCAUCACUAAGGCCAAGGAUGCCACGGAGAGGGCCAUGUUCCUGCGGGCGCAGCUGGACACUAAGGACAUGCACAUCAAGGAACUGCAGGGGGAGCUCUCUGAGGCGAAAGAUCAGCUUUCAAGUCAAGACAGCCAAGUGUCUUCAUCGACCCCACCCACCACAGAUGACAAUCUGGACAGCAUAAUGGACGACAGUAUUAUCAUUGACGACGAGAACGGAUUCUCUACCAUGGAGGAAUCGUCAGUUUUGAAUUGCAGCUUCAGCACUCCCCAGCUCAACACGCAAGGCUUGUCCCACAGCUCACCCAACAACUCAGACUGGAACGACCCCAACGGGCCCUUGUUCAAGUGGUUCACGCAGAGCUCGGACUUUGAGAUUCCCGUCCUGGAGCCGAAACCCAGCAAGAAGAAGAAGAAAACUUUUGGUGGCUCUUUGUCGCGGGUGUUCAGUCGUGGUCGCAUGAGGCGCUCCAUCGCAGCACCCCAUGCUGAAAGCGUUAUUGUCGAAGACACAAGCUCCAAGCUGUGCGUGCUGAGCCAGGAGAACUACCAGGAGAAGCUGAGCAGCAUCGAGCACAUGGUGGGCGUGCACAUGAAGGACUGGCGGGCUCACCAGGUGCUGGCCUGGCUGGAGAUAACCCUGGCCAUGCCCAUGUACGCGCAGAACUGUCUGCUCAACGUCAAGAGUGGACGGGUUCUCCUGGGGCUGAGUGACUCUGAGCUGAGCUCUGCCCUGGGUGUGACCAACACCAUGCACAGACGCAAGCUGAGGCUGGCCAUAGAGCAGCACAGGAAUCCCAACGACAUAAAAUAUCCCAAGGCCAGUGAGAUGGAUCCCACGUGGGUUGCCCACCGUUUUCUGCCUGACCUCGGCCUGCCUCAGUACACAGAGGUGUUUGAGGAACAGCUGUGCGACGGGCCCAUCCUCAACACGCUCACGCGGCGGGACCUGGAGAAGCACUUCUCCGUGCACCGCAAGUUCCACCAGACGUCCAUCCUGCACGCCAUCGAGCUGCUGAGGAGGAUUGACUUCAAUAAGGAGAAACUGUACCAUCGUCGCAACCUCAGCGAAGAACGGGACAAUGACCUGAUUGUGUGGACGAACGAGCGACUCAUCAAGUGGACCAAGUCCAUCGAUUUAGGAGAGUACAGUGAGAACCUGGUGGAGAGCGGCGUGAACGGGGCCAUCAUGGUUCUGGAGCCGUCCUUCACCCCCGACACCUUGUCCUCCGCGCUCGGGAUCCCCCCGUCCAAGUCCUACAUCCGGCGCCACCUGGCCACAGAGCUGGAGAGCGUCCUCAAGCCUGCCAGGUCUUACCAAAAGGGCCUCAAACUUUUAAGAGCCGCUCUGGAUCACAGCGAGCCGAAGGUGAAAACUGGAGAGAACGGAGCUGCAGGCAAGCAGUUCAUGAGAGGGCGCAAAGGAUCCAACGAUGACGGCAAGAAUAGACUGAGCUUCAAAGGCUCUCUUGGUCGUGCCUUUGGCAAGAAAGUCAAGGAUGACUUGAAAUUGAAUUUCGACACGGAACCGUCCAAAUCUAAAAUCUCCGCCCCUAUCCCUAUUCAACACUUGAGCCUGUCCUCACUCGACACGGACUCGGAGCUCAUGAAGAAAGGUUUCUGUCUGUCCAACUCACUGAAGGAACAGAAGAGCCCGGCGUCGCAAGUCACAUACAGAACCAGCGCCGACCAUUCCGAGUCGGAGUCUCAUCAGUCCAAGUCUGCCAAGCGCAAGGCUCUCGCUUACUCCGACCAGACUUUGUACAAGACGGCGCUGUCAGAACUCAUCAGCAAAAACGAAUCUCUGAACAAUAUCGAUCACGACGUCGCGUCCAACAUCAACAAAAACGUGGAUGUGUCUCAGAAUCUGAACAACCUCAACGUGGUGGACAGGAAAGAGGAAAAGGAUAAGUCGUCGGUGCCCUCGUCGUCACAGGAGACGCUGACGGAACAGAGCGCCGGCUGCAGCAACAACCUGGAGAAGAACAACAACAAGAAAGACAAGGAAGCGUCAGCGCAGCAGAAACCCAUCAACACCAAUCCGCAGCCUACCACCACUGGUGCCCCCACCUUGGUCUCGUCCUCCGUCACCUUCACCAGUAAACCCACAAUGUCGUCAGCUUCUGCUACAGUCGUUUUGGAGAAAAAAUGUGCAAUAAAAAUGGAGCAGCCUUCGGUGGCGUUUGACAAAGCUGUGGUGACCAGCAAGCCGCCCCUGAGGCCUACGGUCAGCGCUGACCCCAGCAUGAGGUCGUUCAGCGUGGAGGCGCGGAGUUCACAGGGUGACGCUGCAAUGAAGGAGAGUAUGAGGAAGAAACGGGGCUCACUCAAAGAUGUUUUUCCCCAGACCACAUCUGUGUGAUUGCUAGGAUUCUGGUGGUGCUGUCACAACUGUUGUUUUGUAUUGAGGAUAGAGAUGGUUGAAGUAAUAGUAUUAUAGUGACCUCUGACCCAUGAAGCAUUAUAUUCGUGCAGUGCAUGUGAGGUGAUGUAUGUACGUUUGGGUGCGUCUUAUGUAUGUGAAUAUGUAGAAAUAUUGAUUUUAGUAUGUUGUAAUGGCAAAUGCCAGCUGAUAAAUUGAAAUAGGGGACAUCGUUUCAUUUUAUGGCUGGGGGAUUAAAAUGCUACUCAAGUUUUAUGGACUGGUCUUGUGUUGAAGAGCACUAAUCGUUGAUAUUUCAUUAGACAGCGGUGAUUCAUUUUUAUAGAUUCCCUUCCUUUUUAUGAUUCUGUGUUUCAAUGAGUCAGUAUUGAUAUUGCUUGAGCUCCUGUCAAGCCAAGAAAGGAUGUCUUUGUCAGUUGUCAACAGACAACAAGAACCUCUUUUAUUAUGUAAGAAGGUGCGGUGAGUGACAUUCAAUCAGUCUGUGUGUUUAUGUUAAUUUUUGGAAAAUUCCUGUCCGUGAAACCUUCUGCCAGUUUGUUUUUGUGUCCCCAUGUAACUCUAUCAUUUCUGACUUGUCUUUGGUCACUUUCCCACCACCCCUUAGCUGUGGACUGGGGGAGAGACAUCACUGCUUAAGAUGGUUGGGCUCGUUUCCUACUUUAUCGAGUGUCUUUUUCCUUCAAUGAGGAUAUUGUAUCCUUCCUAGAACUAGCAGAGUCAGAAUAAUGAUGUUAAUAAUAAUAAUAAUAAUAAUGAUAAUAGAUUGCUUUUCUAUAGCAUAAAUUCCAGCUCAACAGCAAGCUCUGUGCACUUUACAACAGCCUGCUUCCUAUAUCAUCCUAUCGGCAGGGGGGGGGGUGUAAGAUAUGAACUAUAGUUAUAGACUGGGAAGUUACAAAUAAAUUGUUGACAUUAGCAGAGGGUAUUACUGAUGGGUCUUGCUUUUUUCUUUUUUUUUUUUAAAUCUUCUUAUCUUACC